AUGGACAGGAGGAGUUGGUUGUGGCGGAGGAAGUCGUCUGAGAAAAGUCCAGGCGAAACGGAGAGUUCAGGAUCAGUAUCAUCUCUCUCAGAAAGAUUUUCUGAUGAUCAGGUGUAUCUGAGCCAAGCUACUCUAUCACCGGAGGUAACAUCGAAGGCUGCAUCAAUUGAAGAAGUUAGUACACCGAAGAAAUAUAAAGAAGGAGUUAUCGACGUGAAGACUCUUACAAACGAGUUAGCUGCAGCUCUGCUAGACAUUAGUGCCAAAGAAGAUUUGGUAAAGCAGCAUUCUAAAGUUGCUGAAGAAGCUGUCGAAGGCUGGGAGAAAGCUGAAAAUGAAGUGUCGUCUUUAAAGCAACAACUCGAUGCUGCGAGGCAUAAGAACUCGGGUCUUGAAGACCGAGUUAGUCACCUUGAUGGAGCACUCAAAGAAUGUAUGAGGCAGCUUCGCCAAGCUAGAGAAGUGCAAGAGGAAAAGAUCCUUGAAGCUGUUGCGAAUAACUCUCAUGACUUGGACUCCAGAAGAUUUGAACUCGAGAGGAAAGUUGCUGAACUUGAGACUCAACUUCAAACAUCAAAAGAAGAUGCUGCUGCAUCUAUUCGUUCCGAUUUUCACAGGAGGCUCGAGGCUAUGGAGAAGGAGAAUUUGAGUCUUCAGCUUGAGCUACAAUCUCGACUCGAGGAACUAGAAUUUAGGAUUGCAGAGAGAGAUUUGAGUAGCCAAGCUGCUGAAACAGCUAGCAAGCAGCAUUUGGAGAGCAUCAAGAAGGUUGCUAAGCUUGAAGCUGAGUGCCGUAGACUGAGAGCCAUGACUCGUAAAACAUUUAAUGCGAAUGAUACCAGGUCUUGGACUGCAUCUUCGGUUUAUAUCGAGUCCUUCAUAGAUAGUAUGUCAGAUGGGGGAGAGAUGAAUGAAUAUGAACCAAGCUGCUCCGACUCGUGUUCAUCUGCUUUGAUUAAUGAACUUGAUCAAUUCAAGAAUAAAAAGACUGCCGAAAAAAAUCAUAUCGCGACUUCAACUGGGAUCAAUCUCAUGGAUGAUUUCCUUGAGAUGGAAAGGCUUGCUGCGUUGCCUGAUACAGAAAGUGGAAGCCAUUCUGCUAAGGAAGGACUUGGAUCAGAUCAAUCUAUUGUUGGUCAGGGUGCAAUAGAAGCCGAAGUGGAAGCUAUGACACAAAAGAACGCCGAAUUGGAAAAGAAGCUGGAGAAAAUGGAGGCAGAUAAACUCGAGGUAGAGAUGAAUUUAGCCGAGUGCCAAAUGCAGCUCGAGACAUCAGAGAGUCGGAUAAGGGCCGCAGAGUUAAAGGUCGAAGAGCUUCAAACUCAGUUAGCUCUAGCGAACAAGUCUAAUCAAGAAGCAUACGAAGAACUCAAAGAAACCAAAACCAAGAAGGAGAUAGUUGAGUCAAAACUCAAACUUGCUCAAACCGAGGUAGAAGAACUUAUUUCAAAAGUCCAUUCGUUCGAGGAAGAGAUUCAGAAGGAACGAGCUUUGUCUGCUGAGAAUUCGAUCAAGAGCAGGAAGUUGGAAGAUGAGCUUUCAAGAAUGAAGCACGAAGCUCAAGUUCAUCAAGACGCCAAGAAUUUGCACAAGGAAAAUGUUAAUCGCAAUUUGAAGUCAAAACAGGAUAAAGAACUUGCAUUGGCCACUAGCAAGUUUCUUGAGUGUCAAAAAACCAUUGCAUCUCUCGGAAAGCAGUUAAACUCGCUUGCAACCUUGGAAGAUUUUCUACUCGAUUCAGACAACAAGCCUAUGGAGUUAACUUCUGAAGUUGAACAAUUGAAACUAAACCACACUGAUUUGAGUUUGUCUAAAAGAGAUUCAUUAAACUCAUCUAUUACUACUAAUGAGAAAAGCCGUAACGGUUUCGCUAAGUUCACACCAAGAAGCAAAAGUGUGAGCAGGAUUCGUUGA
Messenger RNA from Lathyrus sativus (Indian pea), 1914 nucleotides. NCBI's taxonomy places the organism in Eukaryota, Viridiplantae, Streptophyta, Magnoliopsida, Fabales, Fabaceae. The record is from the annotation of a GenBank genome assembly.